CUCUCUUCCCUCGCCUAAUUUCUUCUUCAUUUCCAUGGUGCUCUCUUCAUUAUUAUUCUCCACUCCAACUGAUUUCUCAAAGUAGCUGUACAGUUAAAAGCCAAGGCAAAAAAGGAAAGAUGAACCAGUGUGCAAUCCAACAAAGCGAAAUCGGAAGCAGCCUUGGCGAGAUACGGAGCUCCUUUUCCGUUUCGGUUAUGGUUGCGGAGCGGAAAGAGACCAUGGUUUGCCCGAAACCACGUCGUUUAGGUCUCUUGAACACUCCCUUCAAGGACUACCCUGUUAGGUCCCCCAGAUGGCAGCUUUGCCAUCAAGCGGAGGUUUAUGAUUCAAAAGGAGGGAGUGAUGUUUUGGAUAUGAUUCUUAUCAAGGGUGGAAGUGGAGUGGAACAAACUUGUACAGACAUAGGGUCGUCGCCCCCAUUUUUUUGUGGGCCGCCGCCGAGCAGAGUAUCUAACCCGCUAAUACAGGAUGCCCAAUUUGGAGACGAGAAGGCUAUAACCCCGCUGUCUCCGUCGUCUCCAUCAUCCUCUUCAAGGAAAGGAAGCUGUGUCCGGGCAAAUUUUGGUAACAAACCAGCUGUGAGAGUUGAGGGGUUCGAUUGCCUUGAUAGGGAUCGUCGAAAUUGCCGUAUCUCUGCACUGGCAUAGAACCCCAUUUCAAUCCUAAAAAAACAGUACAUAGAUAUGAACCGAAAGGUGCUUAAUAAUGUGACUUUUAAAGCAGAGAAGGGAGAGAAAAAUGAGAGGAACCCUUUUGUUGGUAUGUAAAUAUGCUUGUGAGGGGUUCCUUUAAUCCUUUCAAUGUAAAUGAUGGUGUCUUGUCUUG
This is a messenger RNA of Hibiscus syriacus, 828 nucleotides long. RefSeq lists its product as uncharacterized. The record is from RefSeq and is a predicted model, not a curated record. The transcript is spliced from 4 exons. The coding region runs from base 120 to 650 and encodes 176 amino acids. NCBI's taxonomy places the organism in Eukaryota, Viridiplantae, Streptophyta, Magnoliopsida, Malvales, Malvaceae.